GCCCCCAUAUAUCUUGAUCUAUACGUUAUUUAAACUAUUUAAAAACGUAUUUAUAGUAUUGGUUGAACUUGUAGGAAUCCAUUGAUGCAAAAUUCAUUCAAUUUCAUCAUAUAAUCAUGAACCACCAUCAAGCCGUAGGGCUCUAUAGCCAAAUCUUCAAUCCACAAGUGGUAAAGAAUUCACAAUUAUAUCGAUCUAUAUUUACUACUGCUAUACAUACUGAGUCAUUAUUAUCAGUACUUAUAUCCAAUUCUGAACUCACAUUAAAUUAUCCAUCACAUCAAAAUGUAUGGAUUAUUCAAGAUAUAUUAUCAGUAGGGUUAAAAUUAUUAAGUGAUGCUGUUGAAUUUCCUGAAGAUGAAGAUUCAAAAAUCCCCCUUACUUCAAGAAGAAGAUCUACUACAACUAGUAAUGUAUCAAAUAAAGAUUUAGAUCAAUUAAACCUUCCAUCUUCUCGUCGGAAAUCUUCAUCUUCAUAUGCCAUUGAAUUAGAUGAUGGAGGUGAUGAUAUAACUGCACUUAAUGGAAAUAAUAAUCCUUCGACAGAAUUUGAUGAUGGUGAUGAUAUUACUAAUUUUAAUGCAAGUAAAUCUUCUCAAAAUUUACAACAAUCAUCUUCAGUAUUAUCUGAUAUACCGCAACCAUCAAUUGCAAUUGCCAUGUCUAAUUCUGGUUCAGUAUCUAUAUCUGAAUCAUCACAAUUAAAUCAAAUUCCUGUUGAUGUAUCACCUAAUAAUAGUAAUGCUAAUAGUAAUAGUAAUAUAACUAGUAGAAGAGAUAGUACAACAAGUUUAAUUCAACCAUCAAUCCUGACUCGAUUACGUAACCCAUCAUUAAGUUCAAUUGAUCAAAAGGAAUUUGAAGGAAUUGAUUUAGAUUUACGAUUAGAAUUAAUAACCAAUAUUCUUGCCGUAUUAAAAGUUUGGUUUUUAACAAUUAGUGAAGUUAAUGAUAAAGCUAAAAGAAGAAAAGGUAGUGUGGUUACUUAUCAAUCAUCAAGUGAAUUAAUGACUAAUUAUUUUGGAAAUCCAGGUAAUAAACAAUCUUUAGAUCAUACAUCUUUAUUAAAAUUAUUAACCAUAUUACGGUGGUAUCUUAAUAAAUCAUUAACAGAAAUAGAAAUCUCAAAAUCACAAGAUUUUAAAAAUUUAUUGGCUAUAAAGGAAAUAUUAUAUUUAAUUUCAGAUAUAUUAAAAUCGAUAUAUUCAUCAAUUGUAUUUUAUAAAGAAGGUGAUAAUGAAUAUUCAAUAAUUCAAAGUUUAUUAUUCACAUUCUAUAAAGUGGAUUUUUCCAAACAACUUUAUAAGAUUCUUUCAUUAACUAAUACAAAAAUUAAUGAUACUAAUGAAACUACAACAGAUACUACAACAGAAUAUCAAGCAUCUAAAAUUAGACUUUCAUUUGAAUCUCUUAUGAAAAUUUAUUCCAUUAUAAGUAUACUUGUUAUGAUUCCUGAAGAUUUAUUACCGAUAAAUCCAGUAUCACUUUCUUCAGAUAUAACAAAUUUAAAUCAUGAAUCUCCUAAUCCUUAUGAACAAUUCCUUCAUAAUGAAAUUAUAUUUGAUAAACAAACUUUUAAUGUGGAUUUUGCUCUGAGACUUAACCCAAUUCUUGCAAUUGAUUUUAAUUAUUGUUAUAAAUUUAGACCAGAUUUAUUAAUUGAACUGCUUCAAAGUUCUUCAUUUUUAACUUGGCUUUCUUGGUCUUCAUUUAAUAAUGAUUUAUAUGUAACUUUUGAUACAAUAUCUACUGUUACAAAUUUACAAAUUAAUUAUGAAACUUUUAGUUUAACCAAAAAUAAGCAUGAACCUUAUUUACUUGAAUUAAAUUCAAUUUAUGAAAAACGAUUAAAAUUACAAUCUCAAGCUAAAUUUGAAGAUGAAGAUGAAUUAAUUAUUCCUGAAUUAUUACCUAUUACUAUGUUAAUUUAUACUUAUAUUGAUAAAAAUGAAUCAUUUAUAACUCAAUUCCUUUUACAACAAUAUCCUAUUCAUCAUGCCAUUGAAGAUAUUAAUCCUAUUGAAGAUAAAACUAUAGAAUUAUUUGAUAUUUGGUUAUGUGUUUUAUCAUAUGUAUUUCAAUAUCAAUAUAAAUCAAAUUCAUUUCAAAUGAUAGUAAGAAUUUCAUUAAUUUCUUUACUUAAAUUAAUUAAAAAAUCUCCUCAAUUAUUUAAACAACAUAAUAUUAAUGAAUUUAAAUGGAAAUUAAGUCAUCAAAAAUCUCCAAGUAUACCAAUUAUGAAGGGUAAAGUUGGAAUUAAACCCAGUUUAUUUUAUAUCUUAGAUAUUAUACAAAAUUUAAUUCGAUUUAAUUUAACUAAUAAAUUAAAUCUAGGAAAUUUUAAAUUAGCAUUAAAUUUAAUUUAUCAAAUUUUUCAAGAAUUUAAAUUAGAUGUUAAUAUUGAAUUAGGUAAUUAUAAUUGGAAAGAAUUCUUUAUAACUUUAUUUAAUUUACUUAAUUUUAUUAAAAGACAAAAUUUAGUUAAUUCUAAAUAUUUUAUUAUCCUUAAUCAAGUUGAUAUAUUAAAAUCUAUUAUUGAAGAAGGUUUAAUUCUUAUAAAUUGUUUAUUAAUUCCUCGAUUUAAUCGAAUUGUUCAAGCUCAAGAUUUAGAAGGUGAUAGUAUUGCUCAUAAUGGAGGUAUAUUUGGUUCUCAUACGUAUAAAUCAAUUAAUUAUGAUUUAAUUUAUAAUAUAUUAUUAAAUUAUGAAACUAUAAAUGAUUAUUUCCAACUAUAUAAACUUACAACUGAUUUAAAUAAUCUUGAACAAUGUUUAAAAUAUUUCGAACAACAAUUUCAUCUUACUGAAGAAUCUAAAUUAAAUGCAUCAGAUGAUGCCAAUAGUUCAAAAUUAGAUUUAUUUGAUCAUGAUUUCGAUAGUCCAGUAUUAAUUGAUAAAAUUCAAUCAUUCACUUUAAUGGAUGGUCAAGUAUCUACUACUAAUGGAAAUAGUAAUAAAAAUGGUAAUGGACACAUAAUUGGUCAACCUCAUUAUCAAUAUAAGGAUACAUUAAAAUAUGCUCUACAAGAUAGAGUUAAACUUGAAGAUGAAUAUACAAUACGAUUAUUUCAAAGUUUAUUAUCGUUAAAAUUGGGUUAAGUUAUUAUGUACUAUAUAUAUAUAUAUAUAUUA
Scheffersomyces amazonensis is the source of this 3131-nucleotide messenger RNA. RefSeq lists its product as uncharacterized. The transcript has a single exon. Bases 117 to 3098 code for a protein of 993 amino acids. The record is from RefSeq and is a predicted model, not a curated record. NCBI's taxonomy places the organism in Eukaryota, Fungi, Ascomycota, Pichiomycetes, Serinales, Debaryomycetaceae.